Messenger RNA from Hippocampus zosterae (dwarf seahorse), 1907 nucleotides. RefSeq names its product transmembrane protein 120B (gene tmem120b). NCBI's taxonomy places the organism in Eukaryota, Metazoa, Chordata, Actinopteri, Syngnathiformes, Syngnathidae. Gene Ontology annotation, cellular component: membrane. Gene Ontology annotation, biological process: fat cell differentiation. The transcript has 12 exons. The record is from RefSeq and is a predicted model, not a curated record. The coding region runs from base 12 to 1157 and encodes 381 amino acids.
AGUACUGUCCAAUGAAAGCGCGCCCGAGUGGACAGUCAUCCUAUGUGGACUUUCUCUCUCUCAUUCUCUCGCCCCCCUCCCCUCCCUCGUCCCCCAUUCUUUCUCACUGCUGCUCAUCCUCUUUACUGGACACUAGCACAAUGUCCAUAGCCAAGUUCCAGGCGGAGUGGAAGGAAAUCGACGAGGAGUAUCAACAAUUGCAGGAAACUCACAAACUGUACAGGCAAAAACUGGAGGAGCUGACCAAUCUUCAGCUCACAUGCAGCAGUGCCAUCGGAAAACAAAGGAAAUGUCUGAAAGACCUCCAAUGCAGCUUAACCAAAUGCGUGCAAGGCUGCGAUGAAAAACAGAAGCAAGUGGUUGCGGACAUCCAAACCCAGAUCAAAGAGAAAAAGAACAUAUUCUUUGACAUGGAAGCAUAUUUACCAAAGAAAAACGGACUGUAUCUGAACUUGGUCCUGGGCAACGUGAACGUGACUCUCCUCAGCAACCAGGCCAAGUUCGUCUACAAGGACGAGUACGAAAAGUUCAAGCUGUACAUGACCAUUAUCCUCUUGCUGGGGGCCAUCACAUGCCUCUUUUUCCUCAACUAUCGCGUCACAGAUGAAAUUUUCAACUUUUUGCUGGUGUGGUACUAUUGCACAUUGACGAUAAGGGAAAGCAUCCUCAUGACCAACGGGUCCAGGAUUAAAGGUUGGUGGGUGUCUCACCAUUAUGUGUCCACUUUUCUGUCUGGUGUCAUGCUGACCUGGCCAGAGGGGCCCACGUAUCAGAGGUUCCGAAAUCAGUUCCUGGCUUUCUCCAUCUAUCAGAGUUUUGUGCAGUUCCUCCAAUACUACUAUCAGAGUGGCUGCUUGUACAGGCUGCGAACUUUGGGGGAGAGGAAUCAGCUGGACCUCACAGUGGAGGGAUUUCAGUCGUGGAUGUGGAGAGGCCUCACUUUUCUUUUGCCCUUUCUUUUUUUCGGCCAUUUUUGGCAGCUGUAUAAUUCGGUGACCUUGUUUUCCUUGGCGGGACAUGACGACUGCAAGGAGUGGCAGGUGUUCAUGCUGGCUCUUACAUUCCUGGUCCUGUUCCUGGGUAACUUCCUGACCACGUUAAAAGUGGUCCACCAAAAGGUGCACAACAAGCAGGACAAUGUGAAAAGAAGCGACUGAGACACACUGCCCACACUUGGAUUUUUUUUGGUGGUCUUUUUGGGAAGUCAACAAACUGUCGGCCGGAUUUAGCACGCAGGCGUCUGUGGAUUCUCUCGCUCUUUCUCUCAGGUGUUGACGGCAGCACCCGCCCAUGCGUCGCAAGGUUUCGAGUCCCAGGCGCAGAUUCUCGCUGACGUCCACUUUGCUGCUUCAUCCUGUGCGCGCAAACCACACAACUGACUGUUUGUUGUGCACUAAUCUACCCAUAUGCAACUAUGAGAGGGAUCCACUUUGCCUUUGGCGCGCACGAAGUUUGUCAUGUGCACUCUUUGUGGUUCGUUCCUGUGUUACUGCAGCUCUUGAUUUUGCACCUAGACCGAGAUCUACUAGACUGUCUCUUCCCAGAGAAUACAGUGAACCCCCACAUAUUUCCAUUUUUUGGGGCGGGCACAUAACUCUCAUAACCCUUAACAUUUUUUAUUUUAAUUUACUCGAUGAGUUGUUUUUUUUUGGUUAGUUUUUUUGUUUAUCAAUUUUGUUGGGGAUUUUUUUUGUCUCUGCACUAGGUCUCCCUCUCUUACAUAAAGAAGUGUAUUGCUGCCACAACGGAAAAAUCGUUAUCACAUUAAUACAGUUCGCGUUUUGCUCACACUUUAACAUACUCAGAUAAGGUUUCCUUAUUGAAUUAAUUAGAAAUGCCUUAAAUUUCUUUCACCCCACGACCCACCCCCACAACGAAGACAGCCACGUUUUGGGGGGGGGGGGGUA